This is a messenger RNA of Durio zibethinus, 560 nucleotides long. RefSeq names its product putative histone H2A.3. NCBI's taxonomy places the organism in Eukaryota, Viridiplantae, Streptophyta, Magnoliopsida, Malvales, Malvaceae. Gene Ontology annotation, cellular component: nucleosome. The record is from RefSeq and is a predicted model, not a curated record. Gene Ontology annotation, molecular function: protein heterodimerization activity; DNA binding; structural constituent of chromatin.
UAAAAGAAAACAAUGGCAGGAAGAGGAAAGGCAAUUGGAGCAGGAGCUAAAAAGAUGGGCCAAUCAAGAAGCCACAAGGCUGGUCUCCAGUUCCCUGUAGGCCGUAUUGCUCGUUUCUUGAAAGCUGGAAAGUACGCUGAUCGCGUUGGUGCUGGUGCCCCUGUUUACCUCGCCGCCGUCCUUGAAUACCUCCCCGCUGAGGUCUUGGAAUUGGCUGGUAACGCUGCGAGAGACAAUAAGAAGGCAAGAAUUGUUCCAAGGCAUAUUCAGUUAGCAGUUAGGAACGAUGAGGAACUUAGCAAGUUGCUUGGAACAGUUGCAAUUGCUAACGGCUGUGUUUUGCCUAAUAUUCACAACACCUUGUUGCCUAAAAGGGCUGGUGCUGGCUCCAAGGGUGGCCCUGCUGAUGAUGAUAUUUAGGCUUAUUUUUAUAUCAAUUUGUGAAAUAUCAGUAAUUUUCUUUCUGGGUUUUUUUAGUUUCUGCGAUUUUUUGCAUUUUGUUGGAGGUAGUUUUGUGAAGAUUGGCAGUGGCUUUAAUUGAUGUUGUAAAUCAAUUACUU